This is a messenger RNA of Schistocerca nitens (vagrant locust), 1887 nucleotides long. Its product is annotated as dynein regulatory complex subunit 6-like. The record is from RefSeq and is a predicted model, not a curated record. Gene Ontology annotation, cellular component: SCF ubiquitin ligase complex. The transcript is spliced from 5 exons. NCBI's taxonomy places the organism in Eukaryota, Metazoa, Arthropoda, Insecta, Orthoptera, Acrididae. Gene Ontology annotation, molecular function: protein binding. Gene Ontology annotation, biological process: SCF-dependent proteasomal ubiquitin-dependent protein catabolic process. The coding region runs from base 16 to 1635 and encodes 539 amino acids.
CGUUAACAAAACUGUAUGUCAGAACACGACUUUUCAUUCGUAUGCGGUUCCUCAAUACGAAGCAUAAAAUGCAGAAAGCAGCACAGAAGCGGAAAUCAAGACAGUGGCACUCUUCUUCUACUGCAAACAUCUAAACAGAGAACCAUGUCUCAGCAACCAGAAUCUAGCUUGAAGACAGCUGAUGACCUGCCAGAUACUGUGCUACUCAAAAUCCUUUCGUAUCUGCCAUCGGAGUAUCUGGUGCAUUUUGCAAGCAGAAUAUGCAGUCGAUGGCAGACACUUUGUGGAGAUUACAGUGUUUGGCAAGGGAAAGAAUAUGUGGUAACGGACAUUGGUAUAACGAGAGAGGAUUCAGAAGUAGCAUGUGCUCUGCAGCAGUGUCCAGGUGUGCGACAUGUAAAAUUCCUGCGCCAAGUGAAACCAUCUGUCUUGCAAGCCGUUGGCUUUGAUGGGAUGCUUCAAACACUUGUCUUUCAUCCUGCACAGCAGAUAUCAACAGAAGUGUUACAUCAGUUAUUUGAGCGCUGCCCUCACAUUGUUGCUCUUGGUGUACCAUCUGAUGUUUUGAAGCGGUCUGAUUGUGCACAACUUGUGGCUAGCCUAGAAUGCUUGCAGCAACUGGCUGUGAAAGCAGAGAAUCGAGCUGGUUUAAACUUAGGGGUGCUAAGUGAGGGUUGUCCACACAUCACAGAUGUUGAUGCUAUGGAAGUUGUGUGCAAUCCGGUGUCACUUACAUCUUUCUUAAAAAAGAAGGGUAGUCAGUUGCAUGCACUGUCAUUGUGUGGUAUGACCACCAAUGGGGAAUCAGUCUUGCCCCUACUGGAACCAUGCCACACAAACCUCAAGAAAUUAUGCAUUACUCUGGAGAAGGCAAGGGCAAAAGGAUUUUCCAGCACACUGCCACUGCUUGGAAGGUUUGAAGCAAUUGUAGAGCUUAAAUUACUGGAGGUACCUGGAAAAGUGUCAAAUGAAUUGACAGAAGCAUUUUCUGGGAAUGGACUACGUCAUUUAAAAUCUGCUUGCUUCAGAGAUAUGCAUGGAUUGAGAGGGGCAUCACUUGCGGCACUCCUCCGUGAUCGACCAGAACUGCAACAUCUGGACAUUAGUGGGUGCAUGCAGAUUGAGGAUUCAGAUCUGGUUAUUGCUUUGAGUGCCACAGAACCAGACCCCUUACCACUACUUUCGAUAAAUCUCUCUUCUUGUGGCAAACUGACAGACACUUCUCUCAUUGAGGUGGUGCAGAGAUGCCCAAAAUUACAAGAACUGCACUUAUGUGCCUGCCUUACCUUGAAAGAAAAGGCACUUCAUCCUGUAGCUGGAUUGACUGAUUUGCGAGUACUAGAUGUGUCAAGAUGUUACAACAUCAAGGAAUGGUGGAAGCCACUGCUGGAGCUUCAUCAAUUAAGAUGGAUCAAUGUAAGCUAUUUGACUGUUGUUCCUGACCGCUUAGAACAGAUUAUCAAGCAAAAUAAAUUCCUACGCUACAUAGGACUGCAGUUUUGCAAUGGAUUUGAUGAGAUAACAUGUGAAAGAGUGCUUAAGGCAAAUCCACAAUUGGAGCUCAACUAUGAUACUGAAUACAUUAAGCAGAAGUGGCAGCAGCCAAAUGAAUUAACUCUUUCAUUAUUGGAUUGAUGCAAUCCAUGAAUUCUAAAAGCGAUCCAAAGUUGGUUCUUAUUAAGAAUGAUGUCAGUAUUAUCUGUCAAGUUCAUGAACAAUAAAAAUGAAUUAUUAUUACCGAAUAUUCAUAGAAAUUUAUGUGACAUUCCCAUACACUAAUUAAUGGGCUGUGUGUGAAAGCAAGGACUGAAAUUGAGUAGUGAGCCAUUAUGUUUGUAUUGUCUUUUUUUGUAAUGGAAAUAAAAAUAUGUCUGUUGCUUGUCUAUA